AUGGCAGCCCAGCACCUUGCGCCCUUCAUCGCCGCCUACAACGCCGCGAACCGCCUCAUACUACCCAUCUGCAUCGGCGGCAAACUCCUCUCCCGCAUGUUCGAAGACCAAGGUCACAGCAGCCCGCACCGCCUCUCUUCCCAGCGCCUCCUCCACCUUCUGCCGCUCCGACCUACCGCGGUCAGACUGGCCUCAACUCACCGACCUCGAAUCCAGCGACUUCAUACUACCUUUGCAGAUUGGAGGGCUACGGAAGGGGCAUACAAGAAGGAGGGCGAAAAGGAGGCGGACAAACCAUGCAUCCCAAGUCGCUUCGAGCCGCCAAUGCGAGACGGACGACGAGGCCGCGAACGGCCUAGCCCGCUACCUACCUCAAAUCCGGUGCAGCAGACCGAGAAGCCCCCUAAGAGGGCCCCAUACGCUCCGAUUCGGCCGACCGACGACGACGACGCUUGA
This is a messenger RNA of Mytilinidion resinicola, 456 nucleotides long. RefSeq lists its product as uncharacterized. NCBI's taxonomy places the organism in Eukaryota, Fungi, Ascomycota, Dothideomycetes, Mytilinidiales, Mytilinidiaceae. The record is from RefSeq and is a predicted model, not a curated record. The coding region runs from base 1 to 456 and encodes 151 amino acids. The transcript has 2 exons.